Messenger RNA from Leptinotarsa decemlineata (Colorado potato beetle), 3079 nucleotides. RefSeq names its product Vacuolar protein sorting 53 (gene Vps53). The record is from RefSeq and is a predicted model, not a curated record. Gene Ontology annotation, cellular component: GARP complex. Lineage: Eukaryota; Metazoa; Arthropoda; Insecta; Coleoptera; Chrysomelidae. Gene Ontology annotation, biological process: retrograde transport, endosome to Golgi.
AAUGUUUAAUGGUUGGACCGUAUGCGUUGGACUCAUAUACACUUCUAUAAAAUCGACAACAAAAUAGAGGCACAGACGUAAAUUUCAAAUUUGGGCUUUUUUCUUUCAAUAAUGGAGAAUUCACUGAUUGAUGAUGGAAUUGAUGAAGAUAAUCAAGAUUUAUUUAUAAAUUUCCCUCUGGUCGUCCAAAAGGCUAUAGAAGAAGUUUUACCAAGUAAAGAUCCUCUGGAUGAACCCGAUUUCAACAGUAUUGAUUACAUAAAUUCCCUGUUUCCCACAGAACAAUCUUUAUCAAACAUAGAUGAAGUAGUACUGAAAAUGGAAAAUAAAAUAAGUUCCAUUGACAAUGAAAUAAGUAGUGUUGUGCGUGGCCAAAUAGCAGCCAGUGAAGAUGGAAGGCAAGCCCUAGAUGAAGCUCAAAAAGUUAUAAAACAACUGUUCACGCAUAUUACUGACAUCAAAGAAAGGGCUGAAAAAUCUGAAGAAAUGGUUCGAGAGAUCACCAGGGACAUAAAACAACUAGACUGUGCAAAAAGAAACUUAACACUUGCUAUAACAACUCUUAAUCAUCUGCACAUGUUGGUGGGGGGAGUAGAUACUUUAAAAUCCCUAACUCAAAGACGAUUGUACGGAGAAAUCGCUCUUCCACUUCAAGCAAUAAGCGAAGUAAUGACUCAUUUCGAGAACUAUUCAGAUAUUCCUCAAGUGAAAAGUUUAAGUGACCAAGUGAAGUCAAUACAUGUGGAGCUUGCUCAGCAGAUAACUCAUGAUUUCAAAGAAUCAUUCACAGGUUCAAACACGAAAAGUUCGAUUCCGAAUAAGCAAUUGGCCCAAGCCUGCCUAGUAGUAUCUAUUUUGGAUCCUAAAGUGAAACAAGAUUUAUUGAAAUGGUUUGUUAAUCUGCAGUUGCAGGAAUACAACCACUUAUUUCAAGAAACAGAAGAUACCGCAUGGUUAGAUAAAAUAGACAAACGUUAUGCUUGGAUUAAAAGACAUUUGUUGGAAUUUGAGGAUCGCUUAGGUAACAUGUUCCCCCAGAAUUGGGAAGUGUCUGAAAGAAUAGCAAUAGAAUUUUGCAAUAAUACCAGAGAAGAACUUUCAAAAAUAAUGGCUAAAAGGAAAAAUGAAAUAGAUGUGAAGUUACUACUCUAUGCAAUUCAGAAAACAAGUGCUUUCGAAAAUCUUUUAUCGAGGAGGUUUACAGGGGUAACAAUAAAUGAAUUUUGUGACAAAUUACAAAAAAGGUGCGAUAACAUUAAAAUUAAUGAAUUUGUUGAUGCUGCAAAAUCUGAAGAGAAAGACGGAGACAUGAAUAUAUCACCUUUUCAUGGAUUAAUAGGUAAAUGCUUCAUUCCACAUCUUGAAAUAUAUAUCGAGAGUGUUGAUCGAAAUCUUUCUGACCUUAUAGAAAGAUUCAUUUUGGAUCAGAAACAGAGCAAACCUACUGAGGCAACUGAAACACAAGCUGCUAUUUUGCCAAGUUGUCCAGACUUGUUCGUCUUCUAUAAAAAGAGUAUGAUCCAAUGUAAUCAGCUAGACAGGGGUCAGACUAUGCUGAGUUUAACCAAAACAUUCCAAAAAUAUUUGCAUGAGUAUGCAGAAAAACUAUUACAAAAUAAUCUCCCAAAAUUUGAAACUCAAACACUUGGAACUUCUGUACAGAAUUUUACUAAAGAUCUUCAAAAAAUUUCAACAUCAGGUCUUAUACAAAAUUUCUCAUCUCUUCUGAAAGAGGGAGAAUCAACCAGAUUUACCAAGGAUGAACAAACCAAAAUUUGCUGUAUUUUAACCACAGCAGAGUACUGCUUGGAAACUACUCAGCAACUUGCUGAUAAACUCAAAGAAAAAGUAGAACCUUCACUGGUUGACCAGAUUGAUUUAUCAAAAGAACAGGACAAUUUCCAUAAGGUGAUAUCAAACUGUAUUCAAAUAUUAGUUCAAGAUUUGGAAAAUGCAUGUGAGCCUGCAUUAACAGCUAUGAGUAAGAUCCAGUGGCAAAAUGUAGACACCGUUGGCGAUCAAAGUCCAUAUAUAACUGCUGUAACGACACAUCUGAAAACCACUGUUCCUAUAAUCCGAGAAAACUUAUCACAUUCCAGAAAAUAUUUUACUCAGUUUUGCAUAAAAUUUGCAAACAGUUUUAUUCCUAAGUUUAUACAAAAUAUUUAUAAGUGUAAACCUAUCAACACAGAAGGAGCUGAACAGCUUUUGCUGGACACUCACAUGCUGAAAACUGUUCUACUCAAUUUGCCUUCAAUUUCAUCUCAAAUCAACCGCCAAGCUCCGGCAGCCUAUUCCAAAGUCGUUACAAAAGGAAUGACAAAAGCAGAGAUGAUAUUGAAAAUUGUUAUGACGCCAAUUGAACCUCAAAAAAAUUUUGUAGAUCAGUGUAAAAAAUUAUUACCAGAGUGUCAACUUGCAGAAUUUCAUAAAAUCCUGGAAAUGAAAAGUGUGAAAAGGCAAGAGCAAACUCUUUUGGCAGAUAUAUUUAAAAAUCACAAAUAGAAAACAGACAUUAUUAAGAAAUAAUGUGAACUCAAUAUUUUAUGCUUACACGAAGUUAUCUCAUGUUCCUCUAUACAGUAAUCUAAACCAAAAUUCAAAUAAUAAAAUUGAGGAUAAAAAUAAUUACAUUUUCAUUAUAUGUCCCAUUUUCUCUCUCUUUAGUCUUUUUAUUUGGUAUGAAAGAAAAUGAUGAAAAAGGUAAAAAUUGAGACUCUUGUAUUGUUCCACAAUUUUUUGAAAACUCAAAGAAACUUAAUAUAUACAUUGUCUUCGAAAGUGAAGAAUAAUGAGUUUUUUUCUCCAGAUGUUGAUCAACUUAUUAUUUUUUUAAAAUGUGGAAAAAAGGUAUACAGAAAUAAAGAAGUGUAUUCCAGUAGCCAAGUUGCUUCCUGCACAACCAAAAAAACAUCUAUGGCCGUGAAAGCAACAUUACUAGACCUAGAAUUUAUUUGUAUGUUUAUUUAUACCUUUUGUAUGUUUAUCUGUAUGCAUGUUUAUAAUUUAACUACAAGUAUGACUUGUCUCAUCUGCACAUUAUGUAGCAAAAAGGAUCAAUAAAAUCUAUCUCCUCAAA